Molecule: messenger RNA, 321 nt
Organism: Vombatus ursinus (common wombat)
Lineage: Eukaryota; Metazoa; Chordata; Mammalia; Diprotodontia; Vombatidae
Product: trafficking protein particle complex subunit 6B-like
Exons: 2
Coding region: 1-321 (106 amino acids)
Biological process (GO): endoplasmic reticulum to Golgi vesicle-mediated transport; regulation of GTPase activity
Cellular component (GO): cis-Golgi network; TRAPP complex; trans-Golgi network
Source: RefSeq, a predicted model, not a curated record
AUGGUGACCACCGGCGUCUACAAGUCCGCGGAUCAGGGGGAAGCUGGAGAACAUAGGUUUAGAGUAGGACAAGGGUUGCUAGAAAGGUUUACAAAGGACUCCUCAAGGUUCAAGGAUGAAUUAAAUAUCAUGAAGUUCAUUUGCAAAGAUUUUUGGACCACUGUUUUCAAGAAACAAAUUGAUAAUCUAAGGACAAAUCAUCAGGGCAUCGCAUUUACAUGUGGCUUAAUCAGAGGUGGCUUAUCAAAUUUGAGGAUAAAAAGUAUUGUGACAGCUGAAGAGUCAGCAAUGCCAGCGUGUGAAUUCCAAGUGAUGAUAUAG